AUCUAAAGUGUCAGUGGUACGUAGAUAUAAAUUAAUAAGCAGUCUUUCCAACAAUACCAUGUCACCAAAAUCUCGUCCAAUGUCAACAUAAUGUAUUUCAGCAAUUGCUUUUGUUAUCCCUAAUGAGUAAUAAUUUAUUAUAUAUUAUUAGGUGAAUUUGUAACCAUACACAUUCAAUAGACGGCUUGUCAAAAAAUAAAAUCAAUAGAAGUUGAGUUCCCUGCUCAGCAGUGAAAGUGUUUUAGCAAUUGAAAUUUACAACAGCUUCAUCGUUCAAAAUUGGCAGUGCUUUGGCAUCUGAAUGCACUUUGGUCAGCCUAAGAUCAAAGGUUAUGGAUUUACAUACAUGAGUGAUCUAACACCAUUAAAGUUCAUAGAGACAAAAAUAUAGACAAAUAGAAACUUGGUACAAAUGACAAACUAAAUUUACCUACAUGAUUAGAUUUUGAAAAGAAUUGCCAACUACAUUGUUGUAUCUAUCUAAUUGUUUUUCUCCAUAGAGACAUUCUAGAAUUUACCAACUUCCAACUCAUUCAAUCACAAAGAAAAGAUCUGUGUCUUUUCACUUUAUCAAUCAUAACUUCCUAAUCCUUCGGGUGACCUUUUUCCAUUCACAUUUAUAAAUACCAGCCUAAUCUGUUAAGUGAGAAAACUUGGUCAUCAAAUCAAGAAAAGAGUCAAAAUGAAGUUGCUUCAAUGGGUGCAUCGAAAACUUCAUCCCUUCAAGGAUUUCACGCUUGGAAAUCCGUGUGCUUGUCUUACAGUCCAGCUAACAUUUGACAGCCAAUAUCUUCAGACAAAGCCAAGCUUCAGUUCCAUUAACCAACCCUGCUUCUCAAAGCCACACCAUCAGGAAAGUCAAACAUCUUGCUGCAGAGAAGAUGAUGAUUCACAAGAAGAAACAUCUGCAGUCAUCCCUGAGCUCUUUCAAAGCUUUUUGACAAUUGGAACCCUUGGUGCAGAGGCAGUUACCAAUGAGCCGGCAACACCAACAUUGUCCAUGCCUUCAGAAAACAUAACUAUGACAGAUGCAGAGGUGACAGAGAAUGAACUGAAGCUCAUAAGUUUUGAGCUUGAGAAAUUCCUUGAGACUGAAGAUGAAAGUUUCUAUGAAUCAUCAGGAAGAAACAGUCGUCUUCGCAACAUCACACUUAGCGGAAAUCAAACAGAUGGAUCCGAAGCUAAAGAUUGUGGAAACAAGGUUGUAUGUCCACUGCAAGGAUAUUUAUUGGGGUCAUCGUUCAAAACACCAGAGAAAAUAGAAGUGAGGAAAGAAAGGACAUCACUUGCUGAGCUAUUUCAUAGGACAGAGUCAACAAAUGAAGACUGUGCAGAGACAGGAGUCGAAGAGACACAAGUCAAGCAAGCACAUAAGUCUGCCAUGCAUAUUAUGAAAAAGAUGUUCAAAAUGGUCCACAGUUCCUCGAAAGGCUGUAACACCUCUGGGAAUGAUGCUGAUUCGACUUCAACCAAUACAAAGCUCAGUAAGGUUUUACAUAAGUUUCACAGAAAAGUCUAUCCUGAAGACAUCAUAAAUGCAAAAUGUUUUAGUAAAUCCCACAAAGGUAAGAUUAAUCUUCCUCAUGACUGCUUCGAUGAAUAUGAUAAAGGAAAUACCACAAACCCAAAUCCUAGCAGAAGAGUUCAUUCAGAUAGCAAGUCAAGAAAGUGGUUUAAACACUGUAAGACCAACUGGAAACCACCGCAAGAUGGCCUAAGUAGCAGUGGUUCAACUGGGAACAAUGAGCACUGGAUCAAGACAGAUGCAGAGUAUUUGGUGCUGGAGCUGUAGCAACUUAUGAUGUAUGAAAGUGUUAAUAAAUUGAGCCUCUAUAAGAGACUUCUCAAAAGUGUAUUUCAUAGUGUGAUCGUGUUAUGUUAGUGCUUUUGAAUGGAAACUUCUAAUGCAUUCAAUAAACCUGUGUGUUUCGUA
Molecule: messenger RNA, 1933 nt
Organism: Cicer arietinum (chickpea)
Lineage: Eukaryota; Viridiplantae; Streptophyta; Magnoliopsida; Fabales; Fabaceae
Product: protein LAZY 1
Biological process (GO): gravitropism; regulation of auxin polar transport
Source: RefSeq, a predicted model, not a curated record